Messenger RNA from Neurospora hispaniola, 1474 nucleotides. Its product is annotated as Triosephosphate isomerase. Bases 395 to 1294 code for a protein of 299 amino acids. The record is from RefSeq and is a predicted model, not a curated record. Gene Ontology annotation, molecular function: triose-phosphate isomerase activity. Gene Ontology annotation, biological process: gluconeogenesis; glycolytic process; glycerol catabolic process. NCBI's taxonomy places the organism in Eukaryota, Fungi, Ascomycota, Sordariomycetes, Sordariales, Sordariaceae. Gene Ontology annotation, cellular component: cytosol. The transcript has a single exon.
CCGGGCCCGAGAAAAGAGAUAGCUUAGAUACGGGUAUAGGAUGCGCUUAUCCGCGGGGUACGCAACGAUUCUGGUUAGCUUCCAAACAAUCUUUCCUCGGAUUGUCAUCAACCUAUGCCAAGAAAACAGAUGGUGUUUCUUCGUUGUAAGUCAUUGUUGGUAUUGAGAUCAGAUUGAGAUUGAGGUAAUAGCAAAUAGUGGUACGGGUGAUGAUUCUUUGCACGGAAAGAAUCACAGACAAACUGAAUUCUAACUGAACGCUCUCCAUCAGCUUAGGAACUAUAAUCCUCUCUAACCAUACCUAGACUAAGUACCACCACCAAACCACGUCAACAACCAUCGCAGACUUCAACAAAACACCCUUGAAGCUGAAGCCAAGCAAGAAUCUACAACGAUGUCCACCUCAUCACCUUCCCGUGAGCGCCGGCGUCUUGUAGGCGUUUCAACAAAAAUGUACUUCUCCCACGCCCGCACCACCAACUUCAUCACCUCCUUCCUCGACCUCAUGCAGCACCACACCUCCACCAAAACCGAGCAGUCCACCAACAGAAACAAUCUGGCUGCCGCCCUCGCCUCCAAGAUCGACAUAUUCAUCAUCCCCGACCACCUCUCUUUGCAGUCUGCCAUCAACCGCACCGCGAACCACACAAGUCAAUCUGACCCAACAGAUCCCAAAAUCCUCUUCGGCGCGCAAAACUGCCACUGGGAAGAUUCCGGCCCAUUUACAGGCGAGAUAUCCCCCGCCGUCCUGGCCGAGAUAGGGUGCAGAAUAGUCGAACUCAACCAUGCCGAACGGCGCCGCCACUUUGCCGAAACAGAUGCCACCACCUGCCUCAAAGCUCAAGCAGUCAUAAGAAACGGAAUGAUCCCCCUCAUCUGCGUUGGUGAAGGUUCCCCUGGUCAAACACCUGCCUCGAGCGAGGUAGCGAUCAGAAAAGCGGCGGAGGAGGUGGUGAACCAAGUAGAACUUUGCCUAGAGGGUGUUGACCCCACUAAAGAAGUUUGGCUAGCUUACGAACCUGUUUGGGCUAUUGGUGCGAAGGAGCCUGCGGGGGUGGAACAUGUGAGGGGUGUGGUGAGGACUAUACGAAAAAGUGAGGUGGUGAGGGGGAGGGAGGAAAGGGGCGGGGUGACGAGGAUUUUGUAUGGAGGGAGCGCGGGGCCGGGUUUGUUUGAACAACUGAAAGAGGAAGAUGGAGUGGAUGGGUUGUUUUUGGGCAGGUUUGCGCAUGAGGAGGGGCAGUUUUGGAAGACGAUUUGUGAGGUUGCUGAGGUUGGGUGGGAAGGGAGGUGAGGUCUUAAUUGUUUUUGGACGUACGGAGGAAUUUAACUUGCGAUGAGUGUAUUGGAACAGCUCAGCCAUCGUGGAUUGCAAAUGCGUAUGAACUGCUUGUGCUUGAAGAAUAAGGACGAGUGAUGAGCAGUGAAGUAAUUUAAGGUCGCCAAUCAAAGUCUACGGGCAGCCCUCUUGGCC